AUGGUAAAGGUCCAUGCGAGGGCCGGAUUUCAGAUUCGUAACUGGGCAUCUAAUGAUCCAGAGGUGUUGGCUAAAAUCGGGGCGACUGAUCCAGCAACGAUUAAGGACUUUGCGGUUAAUAAAGAAAGUGGAUUUGAACGACUCUUGGGGUUGAUUUGGUUUCCAGAAAAGGAUGUUUUCUCAUGUUCACUAAAAUCACUGGAUGCUGUUCAGGAACUGAUUCUGGGUGAAGUAGUACCAACAAAACGUGACCUUUUAAGAGUGGUAAUGAGUAUCUACGACCCCCUCGGCCUUGUCGCACCCUUCGUUGUACACGGUAAAGUUUUGGUACAAGAUGUCUGGAGAUCCGGUGUCGGGUGGGACACCAUGAUCCCUGCGGAUAUUCACAAACGGUGGAUGGGAUGGAUUGAGGUGUUGCGGAAAAUGGAAGGUGUACAGAUUAGUCGGUGUUACUUCCCCGGUUAUGAUCCGGUGAGUUACGAACGAUUGGAGCUUCACAUAUUCGUGGACGCCAGCGAGCAAGCUUUUUCUGCAGUGGCAUACUUUCGCAUAGUGGAUCGAGGGUUAGUGCGAUGCACCAUAGUUGCGUCAAAGACCAAGGUGGCACCCCUUAAAACACUUACCAUUCCGAAGUUGGAGCUUAUGGCGGCGGUAAUUGGCGCACGUCUGCGAAAAAAAAUCCAAGAAAAUCAUUCACUGGAAAUCUGUCGAACGGUGUUCUGGAGUGAUACUUCUACAGUUAUAUCCUGGAUCAAAUCCGAUGUUCGUCGUUAUCGUCAAUUUGUAGCAUUUAGAGUAAACGAGAUUCUAAUCUUGUCCAGUGCAGAUGAAUGGCGAUGGACACCAACACAUCUUAAUGUUGCCGACGAAGCAACCAAAUGGGGAAAAGGACCUUCCUUCGAGUUUGAUUGCAGGUGGUUCCGAGGAAUGGAAUUUUUAUAUGACGAAGAAACUGAGUGGCCGGAAGACCAUCGAGAACCAGUAAAACAAACGGAGGAGGAACUAAGGCCAGCGUACAUAUGCAAACAUUUCGUUAUAGAACCAUUGCUCAAUCCAGGAAGGUUCUCAAAAUGGGAACGUUUACUGCGUUGCGUUGCGUAUAUGCACCGGUUCACGGAGAACCUGAAAAGUUUAAUAAAAAAUAAACCACUCCUUAAUGGCGAGCUGACAAGUGAAGAGCUAAAAAUGGCAGAACGAACUUUGUGGAAGAUGGCUCAGUCUGAUUCUUAUCCUGAUGAAGUUACUAUUCUGAAGCACAAUACCCUCGUUACGGCGUAG
This is a messenger RNA of Topomyia yanbarensis, 1278 nucleotides long. RefSeq lists its product as uncharacterized. NCBI's taxonomy places the organism in Eukaryota, Metazoa, Arthropoda, Insecta, Diptera, Culicidae. The transcript has a single exon. The record is from RefSeq and is a predicted model, not a curated record. The coding region runs from base 1 to 1278 and encodes 425 amino acids.